Tuber melanosporum (Perigord truffle) is the source of this 2436-nucleotide messenger RNA. RefSeq lists its product as uncharacterized. The coding region runs from base 1 to 2031 and encodes 676 amino acids. The record is from RefSeq and is a predicted model, not a curated record. The transcript is spliced from 4 exons. NCBI's taxonomy places the organism in Eukaryota, Fungi, Ascomycota, Pezizomycetes, Pezizales, Tuberaceae.
AUGCCAAUUCCCGGUUCUUUUCCUUCCUACGCUCCAGCUCCUGCCCCACAGGAACCCCCGCAGGUCCCUCACCACCAAUGGCGACAGCAACAGCAGCAACAGCCACAAGGAUACCCUCCGCAGCAAGGGUACUUUCCACCGCAACCGGUGCCUGCCAGUUCCGCUUCGUCGGCUCCACCCCCAGUUGACCUUAAGGGCCCACCGCUAGGCCCUAGUCACCCCCAGAUGCAGCAACGACAGAACGACAACCCGCGUCGCGAGGCUACCCAGCGAUAUAGGUCAAAUACUACCUCAACUCAUCACAGCCACGCAUCAACGCCGCCAACCUCGACUUCUUCUGGUCCCGCUGCUAAACCCACGAAAAUGGAAGAUGGAAAUAUUCAUUAUGAAACGUGGGGAGAUUUGGUUGAUCAUGGGCACGGAAAGGAGCCAAUGCCGAAGGAGAAGUUGGUGCGUUUGUUCCGGGAAAUUGCAAAUUAUAUCAUCAAAGAACGAACGCCAGCAGGGAGCAUCGUCAUCACUCCUGAAAAGAUGGUCGAUUUUUAUGCGGUAAAUGCUGUGGAUGGCGACGAUCAUAUGAAUUGGAAAGGUUACUUCACCAACCGGACAGACUCCUCCUUAUCUUCCAUUUAUAGGGUCUUGGGCUGCGAGCACUUUUAUGUCCCCAUCAGUCGUGAGCAGAAGCCCACUAUUCCGGCUCUGACUCCUCAGGGUUUUGAAACAUGGAUGUUUACUCAGCUCAUGACUCACCCUUCGCGUGAGGCGGCUCGGAUACAGAAAGUCGUGGCAUCGUGGCCGAUUCACGACACGAAGGAGGGUCGGAGAUUCCCGAAAUCCAUUCCAAGAUGCUGUUUCCCCGAGAAGGAGGACUCGGUGAUUUUCCAGGGAUGGUGGCGAGUAUGGGAAGAGUUUCCGCCUGAUUUUGAAGACGAAGAGGAGGAGCAAGCUCCUUUGGCUCUACCGGCGCCAGGCGAUAGUAAUGGUAACAGAUACUACGGGCCUCCUCCGCUCCACGGUCCCCUAUCGGGAGCCGAUUACGCCACCGCCACACCAAUGGCCAGGAAGAAAACCCAACAGAAAUAUCCGCCUAACCCACAGGAUAUGAAUGAUGAUGAGUUGGAUGCAUUUAUUGAGAGCGGAAAGGAUAAACCUCCUCCGAUGGAAAGACACCGUAAGCCCUAUGCAUCUAGUACCGGGAAUCCUGGAUGGAAAGAAGAACUAAACCCUCGUCCUACUCUCGGUGAAGACAAAGCAUCCUCGACACGGAACGGCCCUCCACCACCAUCUCGCCCGCAUACCUCUCAUGGCCAUCAUUCAUCACGAGAUGCUCGAGAGUUCCGAGAAGAACCAUACGCGAAACCAAGCCCCGAUAGAGACCCCCGUGACCCUAGAGAUCCGAGAGAUCCUAGAGACCCAAGGGAGACGCGAGACCCACGGGAUUUGUCGGAUUUACCCGAGGCUCCACUCCGGAGUAAGUCAACCCGUCGUGGCCAUCAACGAGAGCGUUCCGAAUAUCGCCGCCCUCACCCUCAUCGACACUCCCACUCCCACCACCGCGGUGGCGGUCGGCGCGACCGAUCUCCUGCGGAUGAGCAUGACCCAGAGUGGUCUGGGUCGAGUGGGGUAUCUGCCCAAACCCCCACCAGUGCCCCCGACGCUGGUGUCCCCAUACCAGGUGCCACUCCCGCCCCACCUCCCCUAGACGCUCAAGACCGACGGCCUCGUGCCCAGCGCAAGGCAGAUGAAGUUGCCCGAGUUGCACGUCAGCAGGAGGAGCUUCUCCGCGGGUAUGGGCCCCCUGGGCGCUAUGAACCCCCUGCCGAUGCAUACGAAUAUGAUGAGUUUGCGGGGCCGCCGCGGGGGCGGGGGGAGAGGGAUGAUAGGAGGGUGGCCGAGUACGCCUAUCAGGAUGAGUAUGACAGGGACCGACGCGCGCAGCCCGGGGGCGGGGCGGGGGUUGGUAGACGCAGUAGUCAUUAUGGCGGGGACAGGGGAAGGGCGAGAGAUCGCUCUUCGUACUGGGCCCCAUGAUGAUGAUGAUCCAAGAUUUGGAUGGGCCAUAUGGGCAGCGAUGGCGGUUGCCGCUUGGUUGUGAGAUGAUACGAUGUUGGUUUCUUGUCUUCCCCCUUUCAUCUUUCAUCACUGGAGGUAAAAGCUUUUGUGUCGUGGCUCUGGCUCUUGUUUUCCCGGGCCUUUUUCCUAUUCGAGCGUGUUUUAGUAUUAUUUCGUUUCAUCAUUUUUUCACUGGUCGUGAUAUGUAUGCCCUCUUCAUUUCUAUACGCCUGGUGUUUCUUUAUGAUAUGAACGAGUUGAUAGCCUGGGUAGUUAUUUUCUUUGGAAUCCAUUUUUCUUUUCUUUUUUCAAUUUCGAUUGUCUUGGUGGGAUAGCAUAGUGUACGAUACACUGAAAAGCUGAAUGGUGAAUAUCAUUGCCGUA